UCAGGAGGAGUGGAGCAAAAGGAGGACAGGAAUCUCUUCAUUGAACAGCAGGUUUGAGAGGCAAUGAUUUCAGAGAGGAUGUUGCUUUUAUGUUCUUGAGUUCCUUGCUGCUGGAAAGCCCUGGGGAAGUGGUGGAAUCGCUGUCACUGGAGGUUUCCAAGAAAAGGCUUUGUGCAAUGCCACUGGAGACAUUUGGAAAGGCCCCCAACAUGGGAAGGGCAUAAAUGCCCCCACCACCACCACGACGCGCUGCUCAGAAGGAGCCACAAGGAGCCUGCCCCAGAGGACAGGGCAUCUGUGGGGGGACAGCAGCACGGACAGUAGGCACUCAAGCAAACACUGUGGAAGUGGCUUUCCAACAUGAAGCUGGCAGCAGGUCUUCUCUGCUUGCUCCUGUGCUUCACUGCAGUGGGUUGUGACCGGGUCUACGUCCACCCUUUCAGUUUGAAUGCUAUCAAUGAGAGUGCCUGUGAGGAGCUGGAACGCUUGGCCCAGGAAGGAAAGAAAACAUUUGUGCCUGCCUCCAUUGAAUCCCAAACCACACCUGCCUAUGAAGAGGAUGUGAAGGAUGAAGUCAGGCUGGACUCCCCUAGCCUAAGUGUCCGUGGAAGGCAGAAACUGAUCUAUCUGAAGGACUUUGUGCACGUCCUUGGCAUGCGGUUUUACAGUUUGCAGAGGGAAGCACGGCAGGGCCAAAAUGUCCUCUUGUCCCCUACCAGUCUCUACGGCUCCUUGGCAUCUUUCUACUUGGGUGCAUCCAACCAGACAGCUGCUGAUUUGCAGGGUUUGCUGGGAUUUGUUCCCCCCUCCGGAGACUCCAAUUGCACCUCCAGGGUGGAUGGGCGCAAGCUCCUUGAAAGUCUAAGGACUAUUGAAAGCCUUGUCAAAACCCAAGAUGAAGAGCUGCUCUUUUCCAAGGUGUUCUGCCUCUUCUCUGCCCCUGGCAUACUCUUAUCCCAACAGUUUGUGCAUAACUUGCUCCCCUCUGCUGAUGCUUUUUACACGCGAGCUGUGGACUUCACAAACCCAAGUGAGGCAACGAAACAAAUAAAUGCCUUUGUGGAGGCCAAAAGCAAAGGCCAAAGCAAGCACUUACUGACAGACCUCGACCCAACUACUGACUUACUGGUUGCAGUGGAUGUUCGCUUGGCAGCGAAUGCUAAGAAAGCCUCUUGGCUGAAAGAGCCUCAGGAGUUCUGGGUUGAUUCAAACAGGGCGAUCUCAGUCCCCAUGCUGUCAGUAACUGGGAUGUUCAAGUACAUGACUGACACCAGUGAGACCUUUUCUGCAACCGAAAUCCCUGUUGGCAAGAACGUUCUGCUGGUGCUGCUGCAGCCCAUCAACGGCAAUGACCUGGACAAAGUAGAGGCCAAGCUUCCUUUGCAGUCAUCAGCCUGGCUUGAAAAUCUGUCCCCAAGAAAAAUUAAAUUAACUUUGCCUGAGUUCAGAAUAGAAGACAGCUCUGAUCUACAAGAAUUUCUUGCAGAUAUGAAACUGCCUGCGCUGCUGGGGAAGGAAGCAGACCUCAGUAAAAUCAGUGACACCCACCUCACUGUUGGAAAGAUAAUGAAUAAAGCCUUUUUCAAACUGAGCAGUGAUGCAACACAUCAACCAGAAGACGCCACAGCGCAGGAAGAAGAUUCGGUGCCCCAGGAAGUAAUGCUGAACAAACCUUUUCUUUUAGCAGUUUUUGAAGCAAAGUCAAGGGCAAUGCUUUUCCUUGGUAGAGUAACAAACCCACUGCAGGAGGUUUAAACGCAAGCACCGAGGAAGAGGGGAGAAGAAAAAGGAUGCACAUUUCCCAUCACCUUUUUGUACUCGUAGGCUGUUUUUAUGAUCACGUUGAGUGCUCUACCUUGCUUGGAGAUCCAGAGGGAAGCGUUUGAAAUACAGCUUUUUAAAAGCUAAAAAAUUACAACAUCCCAUCUUUAUCUGGUUCAUGCAAAGUGACAAAGUCCUCCACCCAGUUCCCUUUUUUCCUUCUCCCCAUCUUGUCUUCCUUCUGCCCCACCAUUUUUCAAGGCAGUGGGGAUAAAACAGUAAUCAGCAAGCUAACUUACAAUGUUAUUUUAUAAGUGCAAGUGCCAUUUAUGAGAGAAAGGUAGGAAAAAGGAUCUCAUCAUUCCUUGAGGAAUCACCUUUUAGUUUGAUCAGUUUUGCAAGAGCCACCUCUCCAAUUUUUCAAAUUAUCCACAGAGGUUUCGAGCUUGAUCAGCAGUAUUUGCCUUUAAAACGCUGCCAACAGCACGAGAAGGCUUUACUUGUCCCACUGAGACAAGAUUUUUGCCUUGGAAGCAAAAACACAUUUAUAGGAAGUUUCUUCUUUCUGCAGCCCAGAUGGACAUUUAUUUCCUAACUCCAUGGAAAAACUAAAAAUAGGGCUGGUGGUGUUAAUAAACUGCUGCAGAGGAAUGCUCAUAGCUUGACAGCUAAUACAAUUCCAUUACUUAGAAUAUUUACUGAUCUGAGGGGCAUUUAUUAGAGUCUUCUCGUGGGAAAAAAAGAACAUUACUACUUAGAGCUCAGAUCUGUAAGCCUUAACACAUCCAAACUGUAUUUUCUUUAAAAAAAAAAAGCCUAUACUAAUGGUGGGUGUGCUGCUAGAUGUGAAUAAAAUGGUUCUAACAGUCCAGUCCAAAUUUCAGCAGUCACAGAAGCUGGAAACAUUAAACUGGAACAGGUUAUUAGACUUGAAUACUGAAUGAGGAAGAGAGAAUCUGGGAGUGAAAUCUUAGUACUGCAAAAGCCUGCAAGAGCUUUUCCCUUUGAUUUCAUUGGCACACAGACUUCUACCCAACGUUUCUAGAUGUGCCUCAGGAGCUGAUGGCAUUCAGAGAGCAACUGCAAACCUCUUUGCAGUACGAUACCAGAUAGAUUCUGCAGAGAGCAGUAUCUUACUGUCAUCCACAGUGGUACAAAUGUCUAUCUUAUCCAAAACCACUCAUGUCAGCAGCUACAGAGUGCUACGGAUAUACGAUGGAUUCUUCUAUCUUAAUAAAAAAGACAUGUCAAUAACACAAGUCACUCUUGUGAAUACUAGGAUUUCAAAUGCUAUAAUAUCCAUGCAUUUAUCUGAUUAUACUGUAUGUAUUCCAGAUGCUUUAGCAUAUAAAUACUGUGCUUGCAUUAUACACAGCAGCAAUUAACUAUGAGCUUGUAGAACAAGAAAGCUGCAAAUAAAGCCACCUUCUAAUUGCUUUGC
Molecule: messenger RNA, 3202 nt
Organism: Gallus gallus (chicken)
Lineage: Eukaryota; Metazoa; Chordata; Aves; Galliformes; Phasianidae
Gene: AGT
Product: angiotensinogen
Exons: 7
Coding region: 361-1755 (464 amino acids)
Biological process (GO): regulation of systemic arterial blood pressure by renin-angiotensin
Molecular function (GO): serine-type endopeptidase inhibitor activity
Source: RefSeq, marked validated